AUGGCGUCGAUUUUGACUAGGACCGUCCACUUUAUAGUUGGAGGUGCUACCCUCCUCAGUGGAGGUCUCCUCGAUUGUCCGACGCCAUUUCAUGCUUCGUGUGAAGCAGGAAUUUCCAAUUUGGAUGCCUUGAUGAGAAACUUCACAGCAGAUGAGCCUGCGCUGUUGCUUCCAUUAAUUGAUAGGAAUUCCCCUUUUGUCCAGAUGCAUCCCCUCAGCUGGGCUGUCAAUCGUCUUGUCUAUCAAGGAAUGCUAGGGCUUGAAGUCUUCUCUACGGCACCUUCACUUCUUCAACAGCACAACGUGGACGGAAUCAGUUCCCGCGACUUGUCGGCUCUGCAAACAUCCGAAUUUCCUUUCCUGCUCAGCAACGUGGCAGUCUCUCCUGGUAACAGUUGGUCGGCUUACCAGAUCCCUCUAUACCUGGAUGAGGAAACUGGAUUGGCAGUCAUGUCAAUCAUUAAUGAUGGCGAACUUUAUACAGUAGAUCAGGUGGAAGCUGCCAUUGGUUUGCUCAACAACAUUGAACGCAUGAAUCGACAGUCUGGGUGCUACGGGGAAGACUCUGGACAAUAUCUCUAUGACUCUUAUUUCAACGACAACAACACGGCCGCAGAUAAUGAAACGAAAUGCUGGAUUCCAGUGAUUGUUUUUUCAGAUAUUCGAGCAAUUUUUGAGGAAUGGUUAAAGGUGGUCGCCAACCAUGACCAUCCACCAGCCCUUGUCGUCGAUAUCAAAGAAAAGAUUGAGAAGUAUGCUGAACCAACUUUGGUAGACGGGGUUUGGGUAGUGAGCUACGAAAUUAGCAACAGUCAGUACAACCAACUGACGCUUCAGAUUGCAGAUGGUGGUCUCGCUGUUGACAACGUGGAGCUCGUCGUUGUCGAUAUGGAGACUAUUCCAGACGAGCUCAAGGAUGAAUCGUAUGUGCGAUUGCAAACGUUCCUCAGCCAACUGGCUAGGGAAGCAGCCGGAAACGAUCCAGUGCUAGGCCAAUCGAUUGAAGUCCCCGUCCAACGCAGUGGGACCUAUCGACGAUGCAAAGCUGGCAGUUGCGAAACAGGCAAUCUCUACACAGAUGCCAUUCGCUGGUAUACGAAGUCUGAUAUUGCAUUUCAGGGAAGCGGAGGCUUCCGAGGUAGCGGAUGGGCGGCUGGUGGAGUCCAGGUGUCGGACCUUUGGGGUGCCUUGCCGUUCGAUAAUGACGUCUGCACUGGAGUAAUUUCAGGUGCAAACAUGUUCCAACUAUUCAACCAUUCGGUUUUCAAAGCCACCUUUGAAGGCGAAGAUACUGAGAAUGGAGGCCUUUUACUUCAAGUCUCAGGAAUGAGGCUGUCGUACAAUCUGGAGUUGCCAGACACAUCUCGUAUCGUCAAGAUGGAAAUCUGGAACGAAGAGACAGAUACCUACAGCGACGUAGAGCCACAGAAACUGUACAGCUUUGCUUCUGACUCCUAUAUUUGCUUUUCUGAAGACCUCUAUCCAGUCCUUCUUGGAGAGGAGAUGUUGGAUGGACCUGGUGAAAUUCCUGGAUUCGUUGGCGAUACCCCCAUUAUCCAGUCGGUUGCUGCAGAUUACUUGGCACAAUUCCAAGACAAACCCUAUGACCCCUAUAUUCCUGGAAGCCGCCUUGUGAAUCGAACAGACAUACUUGAGCCUCUAAACUUCAUCCAAACGGCCGAUGACUGUUUGCCAGACGAGUACUGGGAAGUAAAUAACUCAACAUGUGCACCAUGUCCCAGUGAACCAUCAGCGGCGUUCUUGAGUGAACGGGCGGAAUUCGAUGCCAAAGACAAUCUCUAUGUUGACAUCAAGCUUGUGAAUGUUGCGCUGUCAAGUAUUGCUGUGACGGUCAAGGCAUUGCCAAGUUACGUUGCUAUCGAAUCUGUCACGAAUGAAGCGGGGAAUACGACAAAAUUUAGCAUUUUCCAAAAGUCUAUCGGUAUGCUCCCAGGGGAAACUCUAACCUUGAAUGUUACGGUUGAUUUUGACGCUCUGGAACCCGGUACUGCUCAAGGGUCAGUCGCAUUUGGUGUGAUUGACGGUGGGAGCUUUCCGAAGUGCACCGGACGAGACGCAACUUUUGAAGUGUUCGCUCGUAAGUAUCCUUCCGAGCAACUAAAUCAGUUGGGAAGUCUCCGAUAUGUCGGGUUCGCUUUGGCUGCUAUUGCGUGUGUCCUAGCACUCGCUGCUACCUUAUGGGUUUUCAUGUUCCGCGAGAAGCAUGUGGUCAAAGUCAUGCAACCGAACUUCCUGUGUAUGAUUUCAAUUGGUGUCUUCAUUUUGGCACUAGCAAUCGUCCCAGCAAGUAUUGAUGAUCAAAUCCUAUCGGAGGAAGCGGCCGGUAUGGCUUGCAUGUCAGUUCCCUGGCUGCUAAGCAUUGGCUUCACAAUAUCAAUGUCAGCCCUCUUCUCGAAAUUGUGGAGAAUCCACCGGCUAUUUGCUGCCACUCGACGGGGCCGAAGAGUCCAAUUGAAAGAAAAGGAUGUGAUUGCUCCAUUUGCUCUAAUGUUUUUGUUCAACUUCAGUGUUGUCCUGGCUUGGACCAUCUGGGCUCCGCUCAAAUUCGAACGAGUAAUUGUGGUGGACGAGCCUUGGAAUUCCUAUGGUAACUGUCAGUCGGAAGACGAGCAACUGGGCAAUAUUUUGACUGCUGUCGCAUUCUUGGUCAAUGCAGGUCCCCUUGUGGCUGCUGCCUACAUGGCGUAUCAAGUUCGCAAUGUGAGCGACGAAUUCUCAGAGGCCAAACGGGUUGGGCUUGCUCUGUUCAUGUGGGUGCAACUAUUCCUGGUGGCCGGUCCCAUGUAUUUUCUAAUCAAAUCAGACAACCCAUCUGGUCGAUAUUUCUUGGAAAUUGGAUCCAUGUUUGUUAUUUCUGUGUCGAUGCUUUCGUUGAUCUUUGUUCCCAUCGUUUGGUCGAAACAGAAGCACUCGAUGAUGUACUCACGGCGGAACCUUGGUGAAGAAUACAAUGAGAGUUCAGCAGCAGACGAAUCAAAAGUCUCACAAGCAGCCUCUCGGCUAGGUUCAGAGUAUCAGGGCUCUCAACAGUACAAUAGAGAGAAUCGGUUGGAACAGUACUCGUUGCGCAACAAGGGACCAAAAGUGACUGGUGUCCAUUGGUCACCAACACCAGCGAAUCCUCGACAAGAUCCCCACUUUAAUAAUGAGCCGAAAGAGCAAUCACACUCUUCAUAUGGAACGACAGACAUGGAUCCUUUGGAUGAGAGCGAACACGAAGAGUAG
This is a messenger RNA of Cylindrotheca closterium, 3246 nucleotides long. NCBI's taxonomy places the organism in Eukaryota, Bacillariophyta, Bacillariophyceae, Bacillariales, Bacillariaceae. The record is from the annotation of a GenBank genome assembly.